AUGUGUCACCAAUUAAAUGCAGAUAUCCAUGAGCAAGUGCGUGCUCAUCUCGGCAUUGGCAUUGCGUGUCCCAUAAUUGGCGAUUAUAAAUACAACUACAGUCGGCGUGAUGCGGGAAAAGGAGUUCCACCUCGACUAUCCGACAUCGCUUUGCAAAACUUGGGCAUAACAGGGAACUCGUUUCGCCGAUUGCCGAUGUACAUUCAUUUGAAGGAAGUCAUCAUACCGUUGCCUGGGCGCUACUCCAGAAAAAUUCAUCUCCGUUGUCCACUUCCGCCUUUUUUUAAAUUCACUUUAAACAAAUUACGGUUGCAUUAG
Gongylonema pulchrum is the source of this 318-nucleotide messenger RNA. The record is from the annotation of a GenBank genome assembly. NCBI's taxonomy places the organism in Eukaryota, Metazoa, Nematoda, Chromadorea, Rhabditida, Gongylonematidae.